Scutellospora calospora is the source of this 148-nucleotide messenger RNA. Lineage: Eukaryota; Fungi; Glomeromycota; Glomeromycetes; Diversisporales; Gigasporaceae. The record is from the annotation of a GenBank genome assembly.
AUAUAGCCAACAGCUAUGAGAAUAGAAAACAGUAUGAUAAGAAAGAAAAUAUACAGAAAAAAGAAAGAGAAGAAGCUAGCAAGAAGAGAAAAACUGAGAAGAGCAAUAGACAGAUAAGCAAUAUGGAAAGCCAAGAAGAUGAUAACAU